Molecule: messenger RNA, 2354 nt
Organism: Brassica rapa (field mustard)
Lineage: Eukaryota; Viridiplantae; Streptophyta; Magnoliopsida; Brassicales; Brassicaceae
Cellular component (GO): nucleus
Source: RefSeq, a predicted model, not a curated record
ACCCAAGUCACCUGAGAGAAUCAACAAACGAAGAAAGAACAAGAUGAAGGAUUUGAUUGCUGCUGCCCUCAAGAGCACUUACGAUACUCGGAGCCCCGGUGGAGUCGAACGAUGCAUCGAUCUGUUGAUUCGGUUGAAGUCUAUGUCUCUCUCAGUCAAGGACAUUCUUUACUUCUCCAAGUCGAUCUUCAAGCUAGAGACUUUGAGAAGACACCGAAACCCUAGAAUCCGAGAAGUGUCUCAAUCUUUGUUUACUUCCUUGUUGAAGACGCUCUACUCGCAAGGAUCAGACAAAUCUGCCGGUCUUAACGCAGUUAGUCUGAAGAGGAAAGAGGCAAACACCGGGUCUUUGACGAAUAAAAGGGCAAAGACCAAUCUUUUGGUUUCGGACCAGAAACAAGAUCACAAAACUCUCGCUCGGGAACCUGUGGUAAGGAGGACUGAGACAAAGAAGACCGAUGCUUGCAUGUCUGUUACUACCACGGCUCUUCCUCAGCAAUCGAGACGGGACAUCAAAGAUGGUAAGGUUACAACCAAAACCUUGAUUCAUCCUCCGAGGAGAGCCCCUGCUUGCAAGAACGUUCCAGCUAAGGAUUCUAGAAACCCUAGAACAGAGGAGAUGGUGGAGUUGUUUGAAGCAGCAAAGAAAGCUGCUGACGUGGCCAACGCUAAGGGUAUUCUAUCUGGCAAAGCAGACGCGUCUCGGUGCGUUGAAGCUAUCUUGUUACUCACGAAGAUGAACGUCACUCCAAAACCUAAUGAGCCAAGGAGGAUGAUUGAGAGGCUUCAGGUACUUACAAAGCACAAGGACCGUGCGAUUUGUAAUGCUGCAUCAGCCCUUCUUCAACUUUGGAGACAGAGGAUCAGAGAAGAAGAACGUAAAGAGUCUUCUGCCAUCAAGAACCCUCGUAAAGCUCAAGGAACAUGCGGCAAGGGCUUCACAAGAGAAUCUACAAAUGCAAUGAAGUUAGUGAUGUGAAGAUUGUAGCUUUGAACAAAAUGUCGCUGAUAGAUUCAAUAUAGCUUGUAGUAAAUCAAUGUAUCAAGAGUAGUAUGAAAGUGAGGAAGAGAUUGAAACCAUUUGUAAGAAACUGAUUUGAUAGUCAAUAAAUAAAAUUCAUUUUGUUUCUUGAUACUGAAGUUACUAAGUCAGUGGUUUCAGCAACUCUCUGUUAUCAUAAACUAGUUUAAAGUAACACACAGCAUACUAUUAUUAUCACUAAGCAUUUGCUCCUAAUGAACCACACAGGCUUGUAACAAAGCAAGAGAGUAUUUCCUAUCACGAAUCCAAACAACACUUCAAAGCACAUACACUAAUUGUUACUGCUCUCCACUUCCAUGUUUCUUCUUCUACUUCUGGCUCUUGUGUCGAUGGUGGGUUUGUGGUGAAGCAACUUUCUUCAAGAGGAAUCCCCACAUAACUCUGGAUUCCAUUUAAAUUCUCCCUUGUGGUAUGUCACCAGUGAGCUGAUUGUCACAGAGACAUCUUCCACUGUACGCCACAUAUGAUAGUCACAACUGGAACUCGUCUUUAAUAGAAGUUCUUCCAAAGCUUGCCUGAGGAAUGCACAACAGAUCAGGAAGGGUUUAAUGAGGUUUUGGAUGAACGCUAUAACUGUCUUAAUAAAAUAUUCCAGGAACAACCGGAGAGCAUAUUAAUCAUUGUUUGCGUUUUUCAGGUUUCUUGCUGAAAGAUAUGAUCUGAGGUUUUGUCAGCACAAUAAGGCCUAAUGUCUUUGCUAGAGGAACAAACUGUAAUAUAUCUUGAAGAAAUUGUAACCAGACCUCCUAAUCUCUGUAAGCGAAUUGAAUGUAUGAGAUCUCAGUUUCCACAAAAGUAUAAGAUCUCAAAUGCUAUAAUAACUAGAUAAAAAGAAACAAAGCAUUGAAAAUCAUCACUUUUUUCCUACGAAAUAAUAAUGUAACUCAUACUACAUGUGGUUUCAAAUGUAUCUCAUACUCAGCUAAAAGACAGCAUCUCCUUGUUAAGUUAAAAAGUGUUUUAUGCAAAUGGGUGAAGGGUCUGAAGAUUCAAGCACUAUAUAAGAGCUUUGCAUUAAAAAAAAAAAGAAGAAGCAAAAUUAGAAGCAAACACAAAUAUACAAAGAAUUGAGCGGAAUGGUUUCAUCAAGCAAGCAACCUUUUGUAAGAGUUACAGGACGCAUUCAAGCAAUGUCAAGAAUGAAAAUUUCAAAAGUCCAAAUCAAAGAGAAAGCCUUUACCUGCGUUCUCUAGAGAGAGCCACUUGUGUUCGUUUUGAACUGCUAAAUUUGCAGAAUCACCAAUGGGGCUAUAAACCCCAAAACGGACAUUUUGAUCAAUACUGGAAGAUUGUGCCAUGUGUCAGGGAAUCU